Alosa alosa (allis shad) is the source of this 4519-nucleotide messenger RNA. It is a transcript of the gene lrp8, whose product is annotated as low density lipoprotein receptor-related protein 8, apolipoprotein e receptor. Gene Ontology annotation, molecular function: calcium ion binding; protein binding. Lineage: Eukaryota; Metazoa; Chordata; Actinopteri; Clupeiformes; Clupeidae. The record is from RefSeq and is a predicted model, not a curated record.
UUGCAAGGAGAGACGGAGGCUCAUUUUCAGGCACUGUUUCGUAUGAGCACGACUCGGCUAUUUUAAAGAUGUGGACAGGACUGGGAAAACUGUUGCUUUUGCAUUUGUUACUGAUGGAGCUUUAUGUCGCGAAAGGGACUAAAACAAAGUGUGAAACCGGUCAAUUUCAGUGUAAAAACGGAAGAUGCAUCCCCACUCCUUGGAGAUGUGACGAUGACGACGAUUGCUCUGAUAACAGUGAUGAGGAAAACUGUCCGAAGAAGACGUGUGCGACGACUGACUUUGCGUGUAAGAACGGCCAGUGUGUUCCUGCGCGCUGGAGGUGUGAUGGAGAGCCUGAGUGUCCAGAUGGUUCCGAUGAAGCAGACGCCACUUGCAGUCGUCAGACAUGUCCGCCGGAGAAGUUUGACUGCGGCGGCGCUAGCAAUAAGUGCGUGUCUCUGUCGUGGCGCUGCGACGGCGAGCGGGACUGCGAGAACGGCGCCGACGAGGAGCAGUGUGCUGCAGGUGGGUCUCCGAGCCGAGACAAACCAGGCCAAACCGGUGUGGAGGCUGGAUGGGAUGCUAAAGCCUGCCCAGCCAAAGAGUUCCAGUGCCGCAACAGGAAGUGCGUGGCGCCUAACUUUGUGUGCGACGGUGAUGACGACUGUGGUGACGGCAGCGACGAAGAGUCGUGCGCAGGCACGGCGGCCGGCGGUGGCCCAGCCCCACGCACCUGCGGCCCGCACGAGUUCCGCUGCGACGACGCCGAGUGCGUGCCCAUGCUGUGGAGCUGCGACGGUGACCCAGACUGCCGCGACAAGUCGGGACGAAGUGGCCUGCUGCAGCAGCCGCAGAGAAGCAAAGCCGCCGCUGCCCGCCCCGAGUUCCAGUUCCAGCCCGGCGAUACCAUGCACCUGAGCUGGAGGUGCGAUGGCGACGCCGACUGCAAGGACAAGUCCGACGAGGCCAACUGCGCCCUGCUGACCUGCCGGCCGGAUGAGUUCCAGUGUGGGGACGGCUCCUGCAUCCACGGGACGAAGCAGUGCAACCGGGUCCACGACUGCCCGGACUACAGCGACGAGGCCGGAUGCGUCAACACCACCAAGUGUGAAGGGCCGCACAAGUUCCUGUGCAAGACCGGCGAGUGCAUCGACAGCAGCAAGGUGUGCGACUCGGUCAAGAACUGCAAGGACUGGUCGGAUGAGCCCAUGAAGGAGUGUGGCCUGAACGAAUGCGAGGACAACAACGGAGGCUGCUCCCACAUAUGCAGGGACAGGCGCAUCGGCUACGAGUGUGACUGCCCCGCCGGCUACAAGCUGAUGGACAAGAAGACGUGUGGAGACAUAGACGAAUGUGAGAACCCGGACGCCUGCAGCCAGAUCUGCAUCAACUACAAAGGCGACUUCAAGUGUGAAUGCUACGAGGGUUACGAGAUGGACCCUGUAACCAAGAACUGCAAAGCCGUCGGCAAGAGCCCGUACCUGCUGUUUACCAAUCGGCAUGAGAUCCGGCGCAUUGACCUGAUCAAGAAAGUCGACAGUCAGGUGGUGUCCACCCUGAAGAACGCCGUGGCCUUGGACGUGGACGUGACCACCAACAAGAUGUACUGGUGUGACCUCUACCACCGCAAGAUCUACAGUGCAUACAUCAACAAGGCCGGCGAUGCCUCACAGCAGAAGACGCUGAUAGACACGGCUCUGCACUCCCCCGACGGGCUGGCUGUGGAUUGGGCCCACAAGAACAUCUACUGGACUGACUCCGGAGACAAGACCAUCUCUGUGGCCACUGCCGACGGCAAGAGGAGGAGGGUUCUGAUCAACAUGGACCUGAACGAGCCACGGGCCAUCGUGGUGGACCCAAGACAGGGGUUCAUGUACUGGUCAGACUGGGGGGCCAGCGCCAAAAUUGAGAAGGCCGGCAUGAAUGGAGUGGACCGGCAGGUUCUGGUCUCUGAGAGAAUCGAGUGGCCCAACGGCAUAACUCUUGACUUGUCCAGCAGGCGCCUGUACUGGCUGGACUCCAAGCUGCACCUCAUCUCCAGCGUGGACUUCAAUGGCAAUAACAGGCGGGUGCUCACCUCCUCCACGUCUCCACAUCCCUUCGCCCUCACUGUGUUUGAGGACCUCGUGUACUGGACAGACCUGGAUGAUGAGGCCAUCUACAGCGCCAACCGUCACACGGGCCAUGAUAUGGCUACACUGGCCCAGCACCUCAACAACCCACUGGCUCUGGUCGUUUUCCAUGAGCUCAGACAGCCCAAAGUGCAAGACAGCUGUAACAUGGGCAGCCUGCCAAACGGAGGCUGUGAGUACCUGUGUCUGAAGGCGCCUCAGAUCACCGACCACUCGCCCAAGUACACCUGCGCCUGCCCCAACAGCAUGGAACUGGGACCUGACAUGCGCCGCUGCAUCACAGUGGUCAGACCCAAAACCACAACAGCAGCUCCGACGACCACAACCACUACAACCCUGCCAACAACCAGCACCACCACCCCAGCAACAGCCUCCUCCACCACCACAACUACGCCAUCCACGACAUACAUCACAUACACCUCCUCGACGACCACCACCACCAGAUCCACGACAGCCUCCACAACAGCCCCACCACCUGUGCACCACAGCUCUCCAUCCACCACCAUCAGCACCACCUCUAGCAGUACCAGUAGCAGCAGCAGUAGCAACAAUGUUCAGAGGGUGAAUGCCAACCUGUCACACCGGGCUGGGAGCGAGCACUACCUUUUAGGCAACAACAUAACUGUGGCAGUUUUGGGUAUCGUCAUUCCCAUAGUUCCUAUCCUUGCCACAGUGGUCAUCGGCCUGCUCUGCACCGGCGGCUACCUGGUCUGGCGCAACUGGCGGCGGAAGAACACCAAGAGCAUGAACUUCGACAACCCCGUCUACCGCAAGACCACCGAGGACGACGACGACGAGAUCCACAUCGGCCGGACCGAGCAGAUCGGACACGUCUACCCCGCAGUGAGUGGCGGCGCCCGACAGCCCUUCCUGGCCCUGCCCCUGGGCGGCGGCGGCGGCACUGCCGUGCCCGACCCGGCCGCGCACUGGUACUCGGGCGCGCCCAUGCUCUCCAGCACCAAGUGAAGCGGGAGAGGUGCGGUGUGGACGAGGAGAGUGGGGGAGACUGGAUCGAGGAGGAAACAUUGAGGGGGGGGCGUAAUAAUAAGGAGGGGUGUCUUUAGGGAGUGGCACAGCAAAAUGUGGGACGUGUUUUUGUUGUGCGCCUGUGCACACACACACACCCACUCUUAUAACGUUACUCACAUUCACACACACACAUACAGUACGCACGCGCAAACACACACAUAAACACACACAGGCACACACAAGCAUGCACAUAUUUGAAAUGUGUGCAUCACUACACACACAUAACCUCAGCCAUCCCAUUCCUCCAGUUUCCAUCCAUGGUUAUUGUGCCCAUGUGUUUUGACCGUCUCCUUCCUUUAGUGAAAGGAGCGUAGAGUGUGUUUUUGUGCUUGUGACGGGGCACAGACUGUGUGUCCUCCCACAGUCUUUUUUUAGCUUUAUCCUCCUCCUUUUCCCUCUGAAAGGCAUUGGGAUGGUAUCCUUCCUCAAGUGGUUUCUCCCCUAAGACUGUUUAUCAAAAGGACCCUGUAACUACGCAUAGGAAUACAAAGGGAUGCCAGCACCUUAGAAUACAAGACAAUCGAUUUAUUUAUGUAUGAUAGUAUGCAUUCGUAUUUAUUUAGAUAUCAGUUCUAUUUGUGUGUUUUCUGAACUCGUCGUCGACCGAGCAGCUUGGCUGGAGUGGGGAGUGAGCGACGGGGAGGAAGGGGUUAAGCAGCUGUGAAGGGGUUGGCAUGGCAACGGCCGGUGAUUGCCGUAAAGACAGGAUGAGAGCGGGAUGUGGUUUUUGUCGCGGCGGGUUGCUGGCAGCAGCUGACCAUCACAGAGCUGGAGGGGGAUCAGAGGGGGGAUGCCGCCGCCUCCACAUGUGCUCUGGAGCUCGAUGGGGGAGAUGGUGGGCACAUAUUUUACACACACACACACACACACACACACACACAGUACAUGCAAUGCUAAACACAUAGACACAAGCAUGCACACACAGGGUCUCUAUGGCCUAGCCUCACAGCGUGUGUUAGAUUGAGACAUGGGUGACGCCUGAGGCAGGGGACAGCUCCCAGUGCUAACAGGAUUGGGUGUGUUAUCAGUGUGUCAUGACGGAUGAGCAGGAUCUGCAUGUAGGCUAGGCUAGCUGUCUGUGUAGCCCUUUCUUUCUGUCUCCAUGUCCUUCUUUUUCUCCUUCUCUCUCUCUCUUUCUCAUUCUUUCCUACUGUCUGUCUUUUUUUUUGUCAUCUGUCCUUCACUUAUUCUCUUUGUCUUUUUUUUCUGGAACCCUGUUUGUCUGUUUCCUUUUUUCUUUUUCUUCUCUCUAUCUUUCCUUUUCUCUCUCUAUCCAUGCCGUGUGUUUAAUGGUCUUUUAUCUGCUCUCUGCAGCGCGUGGCGCUCAGUCUGGAGGACGACGGAUUCCCCUGAGGUGCUCUCCUCUCCUCUCCCUU